UAUGAGGUGGCUUGUUUGUAACCGAUCGAGAAGUGAAAAAAAAUGGUGGAACCAAUACCAAAGGCAGUGAGAGAUGUUUGGGACAAAUGGAACAUCCGUGGCCUUGUGAUCUUCAGUCUUGUCCUUCAAGCAAUCCUUGUUCUCCUCUCACCAAACCGAAAACGAACACCCAAGAGACUCUUCCGGCUUCUCCUCUGGUCUGCUUACCUUUUAGCCAACUGGGCAGCUGACUAUGCCGUCGGACAGAUCUCAGAUAGCUCAGGAGACCCCCCUGAGCCCAACGAGUCCCCCAAGACCAACGAGCUUUUAGCUUUCUGGGCAACGUUUCUCCUCUUACACCUUGGUGGUCCUGACACCAUCACCGCUCUUGCUCUUGAGGAUAACGAGCUCUGGCUCAGGAGUUUGUUUGGUCUUCUUUGCCAAUUCAUGGCUACUCUCUACGUGUUCUUGCUAUCAAUACCCACCAGUCUCAUGGUACCUACAUCCCUCAUGCUUGUGGCUGGAGUCAUUAAGUAUGUUGAGAGGUUAAGAGCCAUGCGUGGAGCUAGUCUCAAACGGUUCAAGGAUUUGAUGCUUGGAGACCCCGAACCUGGAAUCGACUACGUGAGGUUCAUGGAAGAAUACAAUACAAGGAAGCUUUCUAAAGAGCCUACCCGUUUAGUCAGGCUAGAGGAGCCUGAGAAAGAGCAAGGAGUUGAUGCACCAGCAAGACCAGAGGUUAUGUCCCAUCUACAUGUUGUGCAAUAUGCUUACAAGUACUUCAACAUCUACAAAGGUCUUGUGGUAGAUUUCAUUUACAGCUCUGAGCAGUGGAGAGAAAGCAAACACUUCUUUCAGUCCUUAUCCGCUGAAGAAGCUUUAAGGAUUCUAGAAGUUGAGCUGAGUUUCAUGUACGGAACGUUUUUCACCAAAACUGACAUCCUUCACACCUGGAUCGGAUCUGCCUUCCGGUUUAUAGCCUUGUGCUGCCUUUUUGCAUCACUCUUCAUCUUCAAAACAUUGAGGAAAGAUGGUUAUGAUGAUUUUGAUGUUGCCCUUACUUAUACUUUGCUCUUUGGUGGAAUCACACUAGAUUUCAUUUCCAUACUCAUAUUCUGUGUAUCUGACUGGACAUUUGCUAGACUGAGGAAGGAGCUGGAUUAUAAGAAAGAAACAAAGCUUGACAGAUCUCUCAACUGGCUACUAGGUUUCAGGGAACUGAAGUGGAAGAAGUGUUCAUGUCACAAACAAGAACAACUCUGUCACACUGUGCUUGAUAGAAUCUUUAUAUUUCGGAGAUGGUCUGAGCACAUAUAUGCAUACAAUCUCAUCGACUCCUCCCUGAAGAUAAAGCCAAAGAGAAUCCACCACACCAAAGGUUACAUACACCGUUCCUUUGACUACAUCGUUACAACACUGUACAUAGAUCACACCCUCUCUAUCAUCAUCAGAGUAUUAGUCUUAACUUCUGAAGCCUUGACUCAAAUCCGCAAGAAGAUUGAGCUAUACAUCUUCUCUAUGUACAUCAAGAACAAGGCUACGUAUUAUGUUCUUUCCCCUCUCAGGCUUUUGCUUAGAUUCUGGUUUGUGAUUCCAUUGCUCAGCUAUCUCCUGGAGUUUCUCGGCGUCCCGGACAAGCUUAAUGAGAUAGUAUUCACGUCUCAUACACGCCUCACCAAAGAGCUUUGGGAGUUUAUAUUUGAAGACGUGAAGUACAAGUCACUCUUGGUUGUUGGCUCGGAAAAUGCAAGCCCUAUCUAUUCAGCUAGAGGUGAGUGGACUCUAGCCGACAUGAACAUAGAGAUAGAUGAAGAGAAGCUUCUCCGAUAUGUAACUGAUGUUGAUUACGAUCAGAGCAUUCUGGUGUGGCACAUCGCCACUGAGAUGUUACACCAAACGGAUAAUAUAGCCUUUUCAUCAUCAGACAGAUGUAGAGAGUUGAGUAAAACGCUUUCGGACUACAUGAUGUACCUCCUGAUAGUGCAGCCUUCUCUGAUGUCAACGGUUGCUGGAAUCGAUAAGGUAAAGUUCAGAGAUGCAAUAGCUGAAGCGAAGAACCUUCAAGAGGCUAAAAAGUUGUUUCAGAGGACGCAUGUUGCGGAUUCAAGAGACGCGAAGAUUGCAUGUGAAGCAAUUAUAGGUUCAUAUAAAUCAGUUGAGGAAAGGAGCGAGAGUGGUAGUAGAGAGUAUAGAAGCAAGUCUGUGCUGUUCCAAGCGUGCAUGCUAGCGAAAGAGCUUAAGAAGAUUCAAGAGAUUCAAGAAGGCAGUGAUCAUAAGAUGUGGGAAGUAGUGAGCAAAGUGUGGGUGGAGAUGCUUUGCUAUGCAGCUACUCACUGUGACUCUAAACAACAUGCAGCGCAGCUCAACAGAGGUGGUGAACUGAUCAACUUGGUUUGGCUUUUGAUGGCUCACUUUGGACUAGGAGAGCAAUUCAGGACUACUAAGGAAGAUUCUAGAGCUAGACUCAUCCUUGAAAAAACUACCACUUCUUGUCUUGUUUAACAGAUCGGUUUUCUGCAGGUCAUGUUGUCUUUUAACAUCUUUGGAUGUUCUUGAAAACAAAAAAAAUCAUAAUAUAAUUCCAUCUUCUUUAACUUCUUCUCAACCCACUGUGACUCUAAACAAUUUCAUAUUUUGCUCUGGCCGAGUCGUG
Messenger RNA from Eruca vesicaria subsp. sativa (arugula), 2632 nucleotides. The record is from the annotation of a GenBank genome assembly. Lineage: Eukaryota; Viridiplantae; Streptophyta; Magnoliopsida; Brassicales; Brassicaceae.